CGGCGCAGUAAUAUAAAUGUUCGUCGCUGCCUAUAUGUAUUUGUUCGUGGCGGCUUGACAAGUACGGUAGUUGCUCACUUGCUCCUUAGCCAACAGUUGUGUGGUUACAGAGGUGAUAGUCGCAACUGACUGAUGGCGGCGCACGUCUUCUCCUCCGUCGAGCCACCGCUGUUCUCAGCCUCGCCGGUGGCCGGAGUUGGCGGCCGGCGACGUCGAUCCUUCCGCCCUUGCAUGGUGACGAGCCCUACCCGGGACUCCCACGCGAUGGCCGAUGGUUUUGACUUCCAGGAGGGCCUGAAGAGUGUUAAGGAAAUGCUGCAUCAAAACCAUAAGGAAAAGAGGAAGGUGAUGACUGAUAUUGAUCACCUCAAGCGCCUCUGCAUCGACCACUAUUUCCAAAACGAGAUCAAUGAUGGCAUGGAUGCGUGCUUGAAUCUUGUUGACAGUGAUGAUCUACUAGAUGCAACACUUUCCUUCAGGCUACUGAGAGAAGAUGGAUAUGAUAUUUCAGCAGAUGAGGUUCUUCAAAAGUUUGUCAAUGAAAACGAGGACUUCAACGUUGAUCAUACCAAAGACAUCAGAGGGUUGCUCAGCUUGCAGGACAUAUCACACUUGAACAUGGGAGAAGCAUCACUAUACAAGGCAAAUGACUUCUCAAGGAAACACCUCACUUCUGCAAUUAAACACUUGGACCUAAACCUUGCAAGAUAUGUGAGGCAUUCACUGGAUCAUCCCUACCAUGUGAGCCUGAUGCAGUACAAGGCUAGACACCACCUGAGCUAUCUCCAGAGCUUGCCCACUCGGAACACUGCAAUGGAGGAGCUGGCACUUGCAGACUUCAAGCUUAACAAGUUGCAGCAUCAGAUGGAAAUGCAAGAGGUUAAGAGAUGGUGGAUGGGCCUGGGAUUGGCUCAAGAAAUACCAGCUACGCGUGACCAAAUUCUUAAAUGGUACAUGUUUCCCAUGACUAUCCUCCAGGGGCAAUCCUUCUCCAGAUACCGGAUUGAGAUAACCAAAAUCAUUGCAAUUGUCAGUAUUGUGGAUGACAUCUUUGAUGUUGUUGCAACACAAGAGGAGCUUUCUCGCUUCACCGAGGCAAUCAGAACGUGGGAUCUUGCAGCUGCUGCAUCACUUCCAAGCUACAUGAGAUCAUGCUACAGUUCUCUUUAUACAAUCACAAAUGACAUCGCAGAUAUGGCUGAAAGAGAACAUGGGCUGAACCCUAUUGAUCAUCUCAAAAAAGAUUGGGCCAUGCUUUUCGAUGCAUUUUUGCUUGAGGCGAAAUGGUUGUCUGCUAAUCAUGUUCCUUCCCUAGAUGACUACCUAUCGAACGGCGUCAUCACUACAGGAGGACCACUUGCACUUGUGCAUCUCUUUUCCAUGCUAGGACAUGAUCCAACAAGGGAUGCUACAAACCUCACGGCCGGCCGUAUCCCUCCGAUAAUCUCCUGCCCGUCAAAGAUCUUGAGACUUUGGGAUGACAUGGGCAGUGCCAAGGACGAAGCGCAAGAUGGCCUGGACGGAUCAUACAAGGAGUUGUACCUGAAAGAGAACCCCGGUGGCGACGCGAAGGGGCAUAUGCUGGCGCUGAUCGAGAGUGAGUGGGGGGAGCUCAACAGGGAGUGCUUCUCCAGGAGGACAUUCCCGCCCAGCAUGACCCGGAUCUCGCUAAACCUCGCGAGGAUGGUGAGGGUCCUCUUUGGCUACGGCGAAGGGCAGACGCUCCCCGUCCUUGAGGAGUACAUAAGGAUGCUCUUGUUAUGAAUCAUGCCCACACAAUCAGGAAUCGAGAGGAUGACAGAACCAGAGGAAAGCUGGGGUUUUCCCAUGAAAAUCCUGCUUGAGGAUUCUGCAGUUCCCCCUAUAUUCGCCAUAGUGAAAGAAUAUACUUUGUAGAAUGACACAGUCAAACUUUUCUAACAUUGACUACAUUUUUAUAAAUAGUGGUAAAGUGGAAAUUGUAUAAUCUUCAAAGUUGAUGCUCGGCAUAGGUAGUGGGACCCGCCAGUCAGGUGGUGGACACGUGGCUGGUUUGCUAAUCGUUAGCU
Messenger RNA from Triticum aestivum (bread wheat), 2048 nucleotides. RefSeq names its product S-(+)-linalool synthase, chloroplastic. Gene Ontology annotation, molecular function: terpene synthase activity; magnesium ion binding. Lineage: Eukaryota; Viridiplantae; Streptophyta; Magnoliopsida; Poales; Poaceae. The record is from RefSeq and is a predicted model, not a curated record. The transcript is spliced from 7 exons. The coding region runs from base 133 to 1764 and encodes 543 amino acids. Gene Ontology annotation, biological process: terpenoid biosynthetic process.